Molecule: messenger RNA, 735 nt
Organism: Aaosphaeria arxii CBS 175.79
Lineage: Eukaryota; Fungi; Ascomycota; Dothideomycetes; Pleosporales
Product: AhpC-TSA-domain-containing protein
Exons: 2
Biological process (GO): cell redox homeostasis; cellular response to oxidative stress
Cellular component (GO): cytoplasm
Molecular function (GO): thioredoxin peroxidase activity
Source: RefSeq, a predicted model, not a curated record
AUGGUCGAGCUUCGCAAACGCAAGACACCCCCACCAGCUCCAGUCCGCCCAGCUAAGAAAAAGGCCGCCCCAAAGACCAACAAAUCCGCAGUCGCAAAGGUGAAGGAAGCUGUCGCUGAAAAGGUUGAAGCCGUCAAGGAAGCCGUUACCGGUGGCGGCGCGAAUGGAGAGAAGAGCGAAGCCCCAGUAGCUGCUGGAGGUGCCGCCAAGGUUGGUGAGACCAUUGACAUCUCUGGGUUCGGCGGCGAGGUCGAAACAAACGAUGGUGUCAAAACCAGUCUCGCAAAGCUUCUGGAAAAGAGCAAGAGCGGCGUCGUUCUGUUCACUUAUCCAAAGGCUUCUACCCCUGGAUGCACUAAGCAGGUGUGCUUUUUCCGCGACUCCUAUGAGCCAUUGACUGCAACGGGCUUUGACAUUUAUGGCCUUUCCAACGACAGCCCUAAAUCAAACACCACUUUCAAGACAAAGCAGAACCUUCCUUACCCACUUCUCUGCGAUCCGUCGCGAACCCUGAUCUCCGCGAUCGGUCUCAAAAGCGCAAAGGGCACCACCCGAGGUAUCUUCAUUGUCGAUAAGUCUGGCAAGGUCCUAGCAGCCGAACCAGGCAGCCCAGAUGGUACUCUCAAGGUCGCGCAGAAGAUUAUAGGAGCGGGAGAGAAGGAGGCUACGGCGGAAGAAGCUGAGAUAGCUAAAACUGCCAGUGAGGUUGCUGACACGGCGGCCAAAGUGGAUGCC